This is a messenger RNA of Caenorhabditis briggsae, 240 nucleotides long. NCBI's taxonomy places the organism in Eukaryota, Metazoa, Nematoda, Chromadorea, Rhabditida, Rhabditidae. The annotation marks the transcript as partial. The record is from RefSeq and is a predicted model, not a curated record. The transcript has a single exon.
AUGGUUUUUCUCCUAUUGCUCAUCUUUAUUUCUACCGUACUGUCUUCUCAAGAACUGUAUGCACCACCAAUUCUUGUUGGUGGAUCCUAUGUGCUUUCUACAAAUUACGAAGGAGCCAAAAAUUCUUCGACUGGAAUUAAAAGAUUAUUGAAUUCUGAAACUGAGGACACAUGGCAAGUUUUUCAUUUUUGUACAAAAGAUGGGCAGAACAAGGACAAGUGUGGCGCAUGGGUGGAUAAG